Molecule: messenger RNA, 1664 nt
Organism: Physella acuta
Lineage: Eukaryota; Metazoa; Mollusca; Gastropoda; Physidae
Product: protein phosphatase 1 regulatory subunit 12A-like
Cellular component (GO): cytoplasm
Molecular function (GO): enzyme inhibitor activity; protein binding; phosphatase regulator activity
Source: RefSeq, a predicted model, not a curated record
UUUUUACUUGUGUGUGGCUAUUUAUAGACGUCUAACAUCGCAUCUUUUCACCGCGAAGUUUUCUUCAGAAUGGGACAAGUUUUUAUAAAAAAUAUAUUUCGCAUUUGAAGUGGAUAUUGGAGUGCUUUCCUGUGGUAACUGUUUCGUUUGAUUUCGGCUUUUUUUUUCUUGACGAAUGAAUUUUUUUUUUUUGUGGAGGAAAACAUUUCACCAUCAAACUUGACAAACGGCUUUUUUUUUUUAAAUUCCAAGAUGUUGGAACUUUUUGAUUAACGACGACGGGUGAACAUUCUUUAAAACAAAAAGGAAGUUCAAGGACACGCCUGCUGGAUUUGGGAAACCCCUCCGCUCCCAGGAUCACGUGACGUUUCUCGGAGCCACGGUUGGAUGAGCGGCGACAUCAAGCGCCGGAUCUCCUUCUCCGCCGACUCGGUUCUCACGGCCGUCGUUCAGGAUGCGGACACGUCGGAGCUGGUGCGCAUCCUGGACAACCACGGCGACGAGGUGCGCGUCAACCAGGUCAACCACGUCGGGCUCACCGCCCUGCACCACGGCGUGCUCAGCAACAACCUCGACGCCGUCAAGCUCCUGCUGUGCAACGGCGCCGACGUCAACGCCCAGGACGUCCACGGCUUUUCCCCGCUGCACACUGCGGCCGCCUGCGGGUUUACCCAGAUCGCCAGCAUGCUGGUGCUCUACGGUGCGGACGUGUUCGCGCUCACCGCGCAGAAAGAAAUGCCCAUCGACGUCGCGAAAGACAUUGGCGUCAUCCGCUUGCUGUCUGAGGAGAUGAGGCGGCACUUCCAUCAAGAACUCUAUCUCACGUCGUUCAUAUGCCGGAAGGCGUUCGACAGCUGGGUUUUUAUCAAGCAGAACGCGCUGCGGCUAAUGGAUGAUUUUAUGCAAACUUUAAUCCAGUUAUGGAAGCGGCACAGGGCAAAGGCCGAGGGGACGCGACUCCACAUAAACAAAGAUGAAUAGUUGUCUGUCGCCCUUCGUCGUUUGCUCUUUCCUAGUGUUUUCCCCUUGUCCAAUACGCCUGUCUAAUUUUUACGAAUGAAUUUUAGAAAUUAUUUCGCAAUUUAAAUACUUUCUUUUUUAAUUUUUAAAAAAUUUGACAAGAAUCCUAACCUUUAUCCAGCUCAUUUAGGCUUACUUAAUACAAAAAAUUUCAAAGUAAAAAAAAUUGAAAUUUUGAAGACAUGUAGUUUGGGGAAAAAAAUAGUAGAAAGUGCGGGGUAGCGCGGGAACGUGGCGUCAUUUGUGGACAACCUCUAUAACUAUUGAAAAAAGUAUUGUGAAAACUCGCUGGAGCCUACCGUUUAUAUUUUAUUGAUGAGUCCCAUGAAUUUCCAAAAAUUCAUAAGCCAUGUUCAUUGUAUAAAUGUUUAUCGCCUUCCCGUUUGUUCACACUUAUUGGAGGCGUCUACCUUUGGUUAACAGUUAAACGAAAGGGCGUCUACUAUUGGUCACUUCAAUAAAUGAAUUGCGCCUACCAUUGGUUAACACUUAGUGAUAGGGCGCCUACCAUUUUGUUCACAAACUAAGCUGAAAUUGUGAUACUAUUUUUUUUUCCUGCAUUGCUGUUUAAUUUAUUUCGUGUAUGCAAAAAUUGAUGUAUAAACUUGUGGCUAGUUUUAUUACAUAACCUGCUUUUUUAUUUU